AUGAAACCUUCUAAUAUUAAUCCUACAGUGGUAUCUGGUGAUAAACAAUAUAUUUCAAACCUAUUUCAUUCACUCGACAGCAAUAACGAUGGUAAAAUUACAAAGGAAGAAUUGAAAGAGGGUUUCUUGAAACUAAAGAUACCUGCCACCGAUCAAUCAAUCAAUGAUUUCCUUCAAGAAGUAGAUACCAAUCAUGAUGGUAAUGUUUCAAUAGAAGAAUUCUCAAAUUAUAUAAAUCAUAAUAUUGAAUCACUUCAAAAACUUUUCAAUGAGUUUGAUACCGAUCAUAAUGGAACAUUGGAUAUUCAAGAGAUAGAGAAAUCAAUUCACAAACUUGGAAUUAAAAUAUAUUCUGAACAAGAGUUGGUACGUCUAUUCAAUCGUAUCGAUACAAAUAAAGAUAAGAAAGUGGAUUUUGAUGAAUGGCGUGAAUUAUUAGUUUUAUUACCAACAACAAAAUUAUCAGCAGCUUUAGCGUUUUGGAAGGAUUCACAGAUUUUGGAUGGUGGUGAUGAUGGUGGAGGUUUCGCUCCACCACCACCUUCAUUCUCGACUAUUCCAGCACAAUCGUUAUCAGAGGCCACUCAAAUUGCUAUUAAAAACACAUUGUCGUUUAUGGGUGCCGGUGCUGCUGCCGGUGUUAUCUCGCGUACUGCCACUGCACCGAUUGAACGUGUCAAACUUACCUAUCAGCUGAAUCACGGUGCUCCUCGAUCGAUUGCUGAAACCUUUAGAAUUGUCUAUGCCGACGGUGGUUUCCGUGGUUUGUUCAGAGGUAACUUUGCCAACAUCCUCAAAGUCAGUCCAGAGUCGGCGGUCAAGUUUGCAUCGUUCGAGGCAGUCAAGCGUUUGUUUGCCGAGACCGAUGCAGAGUUGACCAGUGCCCAGCGUUUUAUCUCGGGUGCUUCGGCCGGUGUUGUUUCGCACACCACUCUCUUCCCAAUGGAGGUGGUUCGUACCAGACUCUCUGCGGAGCCAGUCGGUACCUACACUGGUAUUUUCGAUUGUUUCCGUCAGACCUACAGAACCGACGGCUUCCGUGCAUUCUAUCGUGGAUUGGGUGCAUCGAUUCUCUCGACCAUUCCUCACUCUGGUAUCAAUAUGCUCGUCUAUGAAACAUUGAAACACGAGAUCAUCAAGAGAUCGCCAGCGGAGAUUGCCACGCCUUCACAGCUGCUGUUGUGCGCAUCCAUCUCCAGUACUAUGGGACAGGUUGUAUCGUAUCCAAUCCACGUCAUUAAAACACGUCUGGUCACUGGAGGAACCGUUGCCAAUCCAGAACGUUAUUCCGGUUUGAUCGAUGGUCUACAGAAAACAGUGAAAAAAGAAGGUUUCCUUGGUCUCUACAGAGGUAUCAUUCCAAACUUCAUGAAGAGUAUUCCAAGUCAUGGUAUUACAUUUGUUACCUACGAGUUUUUGAAAACACAGUUCGGUAUAUCUAAAAAGGAGAAACAUGGUCAUUAA
Messenger RNA from Heterostelium album PN500, 1464 nucleotides. It is a transcript of the gene mcfC, whose product is annotated as EF-hand domain-containing protein. Bases 1 to 1464 code for a protein of 487 amino acids. Gene Ontology annotation, biological process: transmembrane transport. The transcript is spliced from 3 exons. Gene Ontology annotation, molecular function: calcium ion binding; ATP transmembrane transporter activity. The record is from RefSeq and is a predicted model, not a curated record. Lineage: Eukaryota; Evosea; Eumycetozoa; Acytosteliales; Acytosteliaceae.